Diatraea saccharalis (sugarcane borer) is the source of this 1173-nucleotide messenger RNA. The record is from the annotation of a GenBank genome assembly. Lineage: Eukaryota; Metazoa; Arthropoda; Insecta; Lepidoptera; Crambidae.
AUGUUGCGACGUUGUAUUUUGUGUCGAACGUGUGCGUUCCGUACACCAAGAACUGCUUCUCGCUGGCAAUCGGGAAUCGCUUCGGUUGAUUCAAAUAAAACGCCCCUUCGACGGUUGCUGGAUGAUGCUAGUGGUUUCGGGGAGAUCGAAACUAAGGAACCGGACUUAAUGUGGGCAACAGAACCAUACUCGGUGAGACCGGGUGAAUCAAACUCAGAGAAACCUCGGACAAACCCAAAGGACACAACUGUAUUGCUGUUCCCAGGACAAGGCUCACAAACUGUGGGUAUGGGGAAACACUUACAAAAGAUACAAGCAGCUCAAGAUUUAUAUGAAUUAGCAUCAAGUGUUGUUGGGUGGGACGUGCGGCGCGCGUGCCUCGCGGGCCCCGCGGACUCGGCGCAGCGCGCGGUGGGCGUGCUGGUGACGUCGCUGGCGGCGCUGGAGCGCGUGCGCGAGGAGCGGCCCGGCGCGCUGCAGCGGGUGCGCGCCGCCGCCGGCUUCUCGCUGGGCGAGCUGGCCGCGCUCGUGUUCGCGGCCGCGCUGCCGCUGGAGGGCGCGCUGCGGCUGGCGCUGGUGCGCGCGGCGGCCGAGCGCGCGGCGGGGCGGGCGCGGCGCGGGGGCAUGCUGGCGCUGUGGCUGGCGGCCGACGCGCGCCUGGCGCCGCUGCUGCGCGACGCGCGCGCGCACGCGGCCGAGCGGGCCGUGGCCGCGCCCGUGUGCCAGGUCGCCAACUACAUGUACCCCGGCUGCAAGGUCGUCGCCGGCGAUCUAGAGGCGCUCGAGUACGUGGAGCGGCGCGGCGCGGAGUACGGCGUGAGGCGCGCGGCGCGCGUGCACGCGGCCGGCGCGUUGCACACGCCGCUGAUGGCGGACGCGGCGGCGGCGGUGCGCGCGGCGGCCGCCCUCGUGCCCGCGCGCGCGCCGCGCCUGCGAGUGCUCAGCGCCGCCGACGCGCGCCCCUACGCGGACGCCGCGCACGUGCGCCGCCAGAUGGCGCGCCUCCUCACGCGCCCCGUGCGCUGGGAGCAGACGCUGCACGCGCUGUACGCGCGCCCGCGCACCGACCGUCUGCCACUCACGCUCGUGCUCGGGCCCGGCGCCGCGCUGCGCGCCACGCUGCGCCAGGUCAACGCGCGCGCCUGGGACGCCUCGCUGCAGAUCGACGUCUGA